Molecule: messenger RNA, 5513 nt
Organism: Nymphalis io (European peacock)
Lineage: Eukaryota; Metazoa; Arthropoda; Insecta; Lepidoptera; Nymphalidae
Product: tubulin monoglutamylase TTLL4-like
Exons: 16
Coding region: 494-3850 (1118 amino acids)
Biological process (GO): protein polyglutamylation; microtubule cytoskeleton organization
Cellular component (GO): cilium
Molecular function (GO): tubulin-glutamic acid ligase activity; tubulin binding
Source: RefSeq, a predicted model, not a curated record
AAAGAAAUUUUAUUGUGAUUCGAUUUUGUAAUUCAUUUAUUGUAUAAAUUUCUAAUAAAAUUUAAAGCGAGAAAUAAAUAAAAUAAAUAAUAUCUUUUGGAUUGAAAACGUACUUAAAUAUAUGUACCUUUAAAGUACUUUGACUUCCUGUCGUUGUUUACGAUGAAAUAUGAAUUGUAAAAAAUAUAUCCCGAUCGCCAUUACUACUAACAUGUGUUAAAUUAACGGUGUACAGUGAAUUUGAAUAUCUGGCCAAUGCUUAUAAACAAAAGACAUUUUGUCCAAAUAUGAAUAGAUUUUUUUUUAUUAAAAAGUUUAUUGUUCCUUUCAAUUUUGGCGGGAGAGCUGGCACGUUGUUUUGUGAUUGUUAAAUGGUGAUCUGUCAGCUGUCGUCGUCUGGCCUUCUCAACGCCUUCCAUGGACUUCCAUGGUUCAGAGGAUUUUAGACCAAAAUUAAUAGUGCAAUUGUGAAAUUCUUGUUGUGACACAAUUGAUGUGGACUUUUGAUGAUGCAUCACGUAUAGGUGCGGAUAUGGAUGGCACGCGAACGUGCCCAAGCUACGACGCCGGGUUUGACGCAUGUGAUCAAUUGGGAUCGCUUUUUGAGUGGUCGGGACGUGAACCUGCCAGGGUUUUAAGGCGACGUUGUCGCAGUGAAGGCGUUGAUCGGUCGCCGUACGAGGAUGCCGUGCGCGAGCCACACCGCUCCGCCGAUAGCAUUACUCGCCAUCAUCGUGCUCUACCCAGCAAGAGUUACUUUACUAUAAACAACGGCCACAAUUUCUGUUACGACAGAUUUCAUCACGAGUGUUCCCUUCCGGCUGCUGAAAACGGAGAUUAUCUAAUGUCUCACGAUACUAAUAUUCAUCAUGGUUACCAACCAGGACGGACUAAAUAUCAUAGAUCAAGUCCAACAAGGCCAUUAUUAGUGACUACAUUAUCUAACACGAAGAUUGAUGAUAGCCGCUUACCAAAAGUUGAAGAAUUAUUCGAGAAGAUGGAUCAAGAUAUGAUGGAAGUGACAAUGGCUAAACAACCUCUUAAAUCAAUACUCAAUAAUCCCUUGCCAAAGUCACAACCACAUAGUAUUCUUAAGAAACCCAAAAACAGAUCAUAUCAGGAUUCAAAGUCAUCUCUAGAAGGAAGAAGAAGGCAAAGGGCUUCUAGUGAAUCUGAUAAUUUUUAUUGUAGUUUUCACAUAGGCUCUCCAAUACCAGGAUAUGACAGCCAUUUGUCAUAUCUCUCAAGUAACAUGAAGCGGGCUAAAGAUAAUUCUGGUACAGGAUAUUCAUAUGGUACAGCAAUUGCUGCUCUCGGCAAUUCUCCAGCUAAAAAUUCUCAGUUAUACUCAAAGACUUCAAGAUGUACAUGUCGGGAUAAAGUUAUCAUAGCACCAAAGGAGGAUAUAUACAAAAUGCAUAUUUUAAGAACCACUGCAAUCAAUAAUGACACAGUUGAUGAUAUUUCCGAUGAAGUGCCUCGCCAAGAUACUCAUACGCCUACACGGCCCGCGGUCAGCCCCGCGCUGCCCGUCAGCUCGGUGACUGCGAUACCUGCUGCGAAGAAACCCGUCAAGACCAAGAAGAAGACUAAGACGAAAGCGAAGGUCACUAAGAUGAAGAUUAGCAGUAGGGAAUGUAACGGAGUCGAUGGGGAGGCCGAUGAUUCCCACAGCCGUUCACCGUCACCAGAUCCGACAUUGGAGACAUGGCGGAUGGAAACAGAUGCAGUGACAGUCAUAGAGAAACAAGAAAAGCUCCCCGUGCCAAUAAAGAGCGAUAUAGAACAGAACUCUAUGAUCAAGUUGACUAGCAAACUCAAUGGAACCGUCGUGUCUCUUAAGAAAACACCAUCGAAAGAGAAACCUAACAAGGAUCAACAAUUUGUGACCGCUUUACACACAACUAAUCCCUUCAGAACAAUAGCGAUACGGAAAGAAUCAACUCCAAGUUUACCGGAGUCACUGACCAGUUGUCUCCGAUCAUCACUCUUCCCUCGAGUACCGCCUUAUCUGAAGUUCAUUAGUCACGAUGAGACAGUUCCACUCAAAAUACCAAACGCCAUUCAGAAACAUCUUAAGUGGAAGCUGACGACCAUAACUCCAAUAGUUGUUAAGAAAACUUUGACGAAUUCCGGAUUUAGAUUAGUUAAGAGCGAGUGUGAUACAGCGGAAUGUCCUCAAGAAGAAACUGUAGAUUGGAUAGGCAUAUGGGGUAAACAUAUGAAAUCGAUAAUGUUUCGAGCCAUUAAAGACGGACAGAAGAUGAACCAUUUCCCGGGCACUUUUCAAAUCGGUCGCAAGGAUCGACUUUGGCGGAACCUUCAGAAGUUAGCGUCGAAGUAUGGCGUCGCUGAGUUCGGUAUAAUGCCUAAAACCUACGUUCUGCCGCACGAUUUGAAGAUAUUGAAGCACGAUUGGGAAAAAUAUGCCGCUAACAACGAAAGAUGGAUUAUAAAACCUCCCGCUUCAGCCCGUGGGACUGGUAUCAAAGUUGUAUCUCGAUGGACUCAAAUACCCAAAAAGAAGCCGGUGGUUGUUCAGCGUUACGUAUCGAAGCCAUACUUGAUCAAUGGUAGCAAGUUCGAUCUGAGAUUGUACGUGCUCGUGACGUCAGUACACCCGUUACGAAUAUAUUUGUAUAAAGAUGGGUUAGCUAGGUUUGCUUCGGUAAAAUACAACGAUGAGCUGUCGUCAUUGAAUGAUAGAUACAUGCAUUUAACAAAUUACUCAAUAAAUAGACUCUCUAAAAAUUAUACUCCGAACGAAGAUUUCGCGGCUUGUGAAGGACAUAAAUGGACACUUCAAACCCUUUUUCAAUACCUCAAGACUGAACAGAAUGUAGACAUAAAUGCGUUGUGGGAGUCUAUUAAGGACUUAGUUAUCAAAACUAUUAUAGCCGGCGAAGCUAGCAUCAGUUCGUUAACUAAAGCUAAUAUAACUUCUAGAUAUAACUGCUACGAGUUGUUCGGUAUUGAUGUGCUUCUAGACGAAGAUCUGAAACCUUGGUUGUUGGAGGUGAACAUCUCGCCCAGCCUGCACAGUGCGUCGCCGCUCGACAUACACGUGAAGGGCCCGCUCGUGGCGGCCGUGCUCAACGCCGCACAGUUCCACGUGCCGCGCGCCGAGCAGACGGGGCUGCCAUAUGACAGUAGAUUGUAUACAGUAUAUUUGUCCAAAGAAGAGAGGGAUAAACAUAUUAUCUACACAAACAUGGAAGAUCGAGAUCUGUACCUCCGGGACAUCCUAUCGACGCUGACGCCAGACGACGUGCGCCACCUGCUGCAGGCGGAGGACGAGCUGACGCAGAGCGGCGCCCUGCAGCGCGUGUUCCCGACCCGUCACUCGCACAAGUACCUGCCCUAUCUCGCCGGCCCGAGGUACUACAACCGGCUCUUUGACGCCUGGGAGACUCGGUACGCGGAGGACAGGGAGCCUGGUGUGGAACUGCUACGCGCACUGUGCGACAUGGGCUACCAUUUGCAGACGCCGGGCGUACCGCUCAAGCGGGCGGCGGCUCAGCAGUUGGAUCGUUGCAGAAUGACGUGGACGCGCCGUCGCCGCCCGCCUCGGAGAGGCCCUCUGUGCCCUCGCUCGCGUCGGAGCGGGCCUCCGCGGUCUCGCUCGGGCCCCUCACCCCCGCAGGCCCGCCGCGCGCCUGUGCGGACUCGUUGCCCCGCGCGCCCCCUCUCGCGCCGACCGCCGCGGUGCAGCCCCGCGCCUAGCACCGCGCCGGCCGCGUCACCGUCACCGUCGCCGCCGUCACCUUCGCCGUCACCGUUGCCGUCACCCCCGUCACCUCCGCGCACCGACCUCAACAUGAACGAAUGCGACGAAAAAGAACAUUACUGACACGUGGCCUGUGCCAGCUUAUACUUUCUGCUGAUUUUAAUAAUCAAAUAUUGUAAUGUAAUGCGGCACGUAUUAGCUUUAUAAAAUACAUAGCCAAAUCGACUAACUGUCAAAAUUUAAUGUAGCCGUCGACGAGUACCUUUAAGUUUAUCAUUAACUUGUGCUGCAAAAUGUUUUACUUGAGUCAUACUUGAGCCAAAUAUUCGACUCAAAAGCGCACUAGUUCCUGUUUUAUGAAAAGAUGUGUCUUAGCAUAAUCGAUUGCAAAUUAAAAUAUAAAAUCCAAAUAAUUGGCAAAUUUCUGCUUCUUACUCAUGUUUACUGUUAAUGCGAUUAAAGUUUGACUAUUAAAAAAAAAGGUUUUAAAUUGAAAGAAGGUAUAAUAUAAGGGAAGACAAAUAAAUAGUAACAUACACUGUUAUAUGUGGGUCUUUGACUAGAACACACGACGCGUUUCUGUCGCAAGCAAUAACGUUUGUAAGUGCAAUUGGCAUUUACACCUAACGGCUGUGAGUCCAAGGCCCCGUGUUUACUGGGGAUUCCUAUUACUUUAAAUUCUUGUUAGAAUAUUUUUUACAUGGCCUCACUGUUGUUAACUGCUGCCGUUGUUUGGCACGCGACACGCCUUGUGUGCUCCAGUUUAUAAGAUAGACAGGAGCUUAAUUAUCUUUAGUAAUAUAUAGUUAAAUAGAAGUUGCAGUGAUAAAAAUUAAUAAGAUUAUAUCAAACCACUCCGUCUUAUAAUAUUUUGACAUUCCUUAUUUUACUUCAUUAUAAUCCAAACAAAUAAUUAUACGAAGAGAAAAAAUUUGAUGUCAAAUAAAUUUCAAGUAUAAGGUCAUGAAAUAUUUAACAUAGAACUCGUCUUAUACUUUGAAAAAAAUAACGUCGAAAAUAAAUUGCAUUUGAUUAUGUUAAUAUAAGGAAUGUCUGGUUUGUCAAUAUGUAUUUAAAAAUUAUUACAAUGUGUUCAUUGUAUACCUAGUGUUGCUAGAUUAGUGGAUCGUGGUAAGCUUGUGAUGUCAUCGAAUCGUGUUCAGAUGUUCGAUUAGAAUCGAUUUAAAUUGUAUGUGUAUAUAUCAUGGUAUUAAAAUAAUCGAUUUCAAUUUUGAUGUCAAUAGUAUUCAUUCCUUUUGCGAAAAAAAGUUAAUAUGCUGUAUACCUUAUGGAUUGUGUUUUAGGAUAUUUUAAUUAAGGCUGCGUAUUUAUUUGUAAUGAUGUCCUUGAAAUUAUAUGUUUGAAGCCGCCAGUACAAAAAAUUAGUGUUUACUAUUUGCAUUUGAACAUGGUUUAUUUACAUUAAAAUAAUUUUGGAAGAUGGGAGAAAAUAUUAUUGGUCCUAAUUUAUUGUAUUGACGUCUUCAUCGGUACAUGUUGAUAGAUUAUUUUCUCCGAACAUAUUUUAUUGUACGACUAAUGUUAUUUUUUUUUUGUUACUUUUAACUACAUAUACUUUGGGCAGUUGAUUUUUUACCUUCGGUUUUGAAACCUCGAUUUUUAUAAGCAUGUCACGAUAUCGGUUAUUUCUGGUCACAGUUAUAAAAUAGUUUUAAAAUUGUUACAACCAAAGAUGUCAGGCUAUCAAAUUGAGCAAUUUCUUAAUGAUUUUGCGUUUACUCAAGCUGAACAACUUAAUAAUAAAUAUAUACGCGUUUAAUUAGUG